AUGGGGUUCCGGGCCGUAGAGGAUCGGCCGACUCCAAGAGAAGUUUACAAUUGGCGACUUUACUUUGAGACCCUAGUCAUUGCGACAGGGUCCUUGCUAUUCGGCUAUGAUUCGGCCUUCAUUGGUACCACAAUUGCCCGCGAUAGCUUCUUGACCGAUUUCAAUAUCACCGCUUCCAAUAGCAGCGCAAUUUCCAGUAAUAUCACUUCGGUCUUCCAAGCUGGAGCCUUUUUCGGAGCACUUUUUUGCUUCUUCAUUACCGAACGUCUCGGCCGAAAAUGGACGCUCCAAAUCAGCGUGUUUGUUUUCAUCAUCGGUGCAGUGAUGAUGGUAGCUGCGACUCAUCAGCUUGGCUUGAUCUAUGCGGGCCGUGUAUUGACGGGACUGGAAUGUGGUGCUAUCACGGCUUCAGUCCCUAGCUAUCUCGCAGAACUAUCGAUCCCAUCUAUUCGCGAUCGGAAUUUGGAGGCUUACAAGGUCUUGGAGUACAUUCGGAACUUGCCUGUGGAAGAUCCUUACAUUCAGGAAGACAUUUAUCUCAUUCGGAAUCGAUUGAAUGAAGAGGCAGGAGUAGCAAGUAAGUAUGGAACUGGAUCGUGGGCCUUCUUCCGUGGAGUACUGGAUGAUUUCUCACGCAAGGGAAUGCGCAAUCGUGUGUUCCUCGUUUUCUGUGCUUUUACACUACAGAAUUUCUCGGGUGCUGCAGCCAUUAACUAUUACUCACCCACCCUGUUCGAAUCCAUUGGAAUUGAAGACACAACCCUAUACACAGGAAUCUACGGCCUAGUUAAAGCAGUUUCAUCCCUCAUAUUCUAUCUAGCAUUCGUCGACAAAAUUGGUCGUCGGCGCCCAGUGAUCGUAUCCUCCUUUGCUUGCGCGUGUUGCUUAUGGUAUGUCGGCGCCUACGUGAAAAUCGAAAAUCCUGCCGCAAUUCUCGAUGCCGGUGGCUCAUUAUCCUCUUCCAAUUUCCGCGGUGGUCAAGCGGCGACUGGAAUGGUGAUGAUCUAUGCUAUAUUCUGGUCCUUCGGUCUCAACGGCGUGCCCUGGAUUGUAUCCGCUGAGAUAUUCCCGGGCGCUCUGCGGAAUUUUACCGGCACAUGGGCCGCACUUGUGCAAUGGGCUACCCAGUUUGCUAUUAGCAAGGGCCUGCCUUAUAUGUUUGACUCCUGGGGAUAUGGGACCUGGUUUUUCUUUGCUGGGUUCUUGAUUAUGGCAACGAUUUGGUCUUAUUGUUUCCUUCCGGAGACGAAGGGUCUGACUAUUGACCAAAUGGAUAUGAUAUUUGGAUAUAACCAACCGGGAACCCGUGGCAUUCCUCAUACACGACUCUCCAGGUCUGAGGCUAUUGCGUCAACACUCACGGAGAAGACGGCACAUGCAGAGACAGAGCAUCACGAGACUGUUUAA
Molecule: messenger RNA, 1407 nt
Organism: Penicillium malachiteum
Lineage: Eukaryota; Fungi; Ascomycota; Eurotiomycetes; Eurotiales; Aspergillaceae
Exons: 7
Coding region: 1-1407 (468 amino acids)
Biological process (GO): transmembrane transport; carbohydrate transport
Cellular component (GO): membrane
Molecular function (GO): carbohydrate:proton symporter activity
Source: RefSeq, a predicted model, not a curated record